GCUGCAUAUACAAAAGAAGCCGUUUUAGGGUUCACAAAGAGAAAAAUUUCUUUGUUUAUUGAUCUCUGCAUGGAUUACGCUUUUGAAAAUGAAAACCACAUAUUAGUUUUAGAGCUUGUAAGGUCAUAUUUUCUCAAAUUCGAUUUUAAUUUGGAAAAACUGUUUAAAGGUAGAGAAAUAAGUUCUGUUGUCUUGGACACACUUUUGCAAACAGCGAAAUCUAUGCUUUUAAGCAAAUGCCCAAGGCUUCAACAAAAUACGAUCAGUCUAUCGUUAUGUUAUGACUGCAGUCAAGAAAGUAGGCUUGUGAUGAUGAUGUCAUACAAAGGUAUCAUUGAAAUGAAAGAUGGAAUUCCGGAGAAAGCCAUGGGGGUUAAUAUUGUACUGUAUAACUAUACACAACCAUCUGAUGAAGCAUAUACUGUCUUUAAUUCCUUUGUGGCUUCUUGCUCCGCGAUAAAUUUGCCUGCAAUUACAGAAAAAGAUGCAAGAAAGCUUUUUAAAAAGCAUUCCAACCUCACUCUCAUAUCGGCAUCCCCAUUUAAAUCAACGGGAUAUUUAAAGGGAAAGCAUAGGGUUGUCGAAAAACCAUGCAUUAGUCUAUUAUGUUUACAUAAAGGAUAUAUUCCUAUUGGAGAAAGAGAGUUUCCAAAACAAAUCCAUGGCUUUGGAGUAGACGUGCAGGAGGGAUUUUGUUUUCUAGGAAGUGGUAGGUCAAUAGACUUUGGAGGACAUAUUCGUCGUGCCAGAGGAAUAAACACGCCUGGAAAUGGAAGCAUUGGGGGUUUUAUUGAUUUGCAAAAUGAUGCAGUUGGUUUAAUAACAUGUGCCCAUGUUGUGUUUUCAACAGAUGAAUUGAUAAUACCGAAUAGUGAAAUACAGAAGUAUGUACUUGGCAAUGGUAUUGAUUUAAAAGUAGAAUUCUUUGAUAAAAAUCAGCAUAAUUUUCAAGUGUGUGGUAACAUUGUGGAUAAAUGUUUUCCAUUAUCAUCUAAUAACAAUUCAGUUGAUGCUGCUUUGAUAAAACUUGACCCAGCUGUGAACGAAUUUGGAUUUCCCUUAACACUUGCCAAUCAACUAUAUUCAGCAGGAUUUGACCCAAAUAAGCCACCCGUAUUUACUGGGGAGGUUGUUAAUGUGCCAGAUCCUACAGUAAGCAGCAGAAUUCCUGGAAAAUUAGACAGUGUCAUUAAAUAUGGAAGUAAAACGGGAUUCACGAUUGGAAGUCUCUACUUUAAUGGAGCGCAUAUCCGUUUUGUAAAUGAAACAGGAGAAUUGCCUGAUAAAACACCUGUUCAUAUGUGCAACCAAAUUGAAAUUCAAAGCCUACCUCAUGGAAUAUUUUUUGAACCUGGUGAUUCUGGAGCCUUUGUCUUUUGUAUCAACCCAGAUAAGACACUUAGCUGUAUUGGGAUGGCUAUAGGCUCCACCUCUAAAGGGUCCUGUUUUGUAACACCAAUGGUUCGAAUAUUAGAUUCAUUUGGUCUCCGUCGCGAAUUAAAGCCAUCUUCUUCAUUAGUUGCCUCUGGAAACAACCCUAUAGCGUCGGGAAAUCCUUCAAAGUCAGAGUUAGCCCAGCAAAGUAAUGCUUCAUCCGAAGUUAAUUUAGAACAAAUACUGUUGAAAUUGCAAAUGUCAGUAACGAGUAUGCAAACAUCAAUAACCGAUGUUCAAAAUCAACAAAGGAGCAUUCAGUCUUCAUUAAACAAUGUGCAAACAGACGUUAAAAGUUUGAAGGAAACGAACGAAAAAUUUCAAACAGAAAUUGGAACUUUGAGAACACAAUUUCAAACAGAAACUGAAAAUUUGAGAACAGAAGUAGGAAAUUUGAGAAGUCAAGUUCAAGCAGAAGUAGGAAAUUUAAAGACUCAAGUUCAAGAAUUUAAAAAUGAAUUUCAAACAAAGUCAUCAGGAAGUUCGCUUGAUAUCAAUCAGAAUUAAAAUAAUGUGUUUUGUUUUGGUGAACUUCCUUUCCUGAACCUUAUACAGAGUUGAUAUAUACGUGAACAGAUGUUAUCUUUGUCAAUUUUGUGUAUUACGGAUAUCUCAAAGUAGU
This is a messenger RNA of Saccostrea echinata, 2056 nucleotides long. RefSeq lists its product as uncharacterized. The transcript is spliced from 2 exons. The record is from RefSeq and is a predicted model, not a curated record. Lineage: Eukaryota; Metazoa; Mollusca; Bivalvia; Ostreida; Ostreidae. Bases 70 to 1941 code for a protein of 623 amino acids.